Messenger RNA from Fusarium oxysporum Fo47, 708 nucleotides. RefSeq names its product 2EXR domain-containing protein. The record is from RefSeq and is a predicted model, not a curated record. NCBI's taxonomy places the organism in Eukaryota, Fungi, Ascomycota, Sordariomycetes, Hypocreales, Nectriaceae. The transcript is spliced from 2 exons. Bases 1 to 708 code for a protein of 235 amino acids.
AUGUCUUCUUCGGUACCGCAACGCACCCGACUCAGACAACCUGAAACCUUCACCGGCUUUGCCAAGUUACCACCAGAACUACGACUCAUGAUAUGGGAAUUCGCUCUUGAUCGGUCUCGCCAUACAGUCCAUGUAUACCCAUUGAAAGACAACACUUCAUCCAACCGCCCUGACCCUAAACCGAGUAGUGGGAUGACACUCAAUUUCAUCCUCGAGAGAGAGAUGUAUCUUGAAUGCGGACAUCAUGUACCACCUCACUUGGACGAAGUCAUCACAAAGGGCAUCGAACCCGGUCCAAACCUUAUGAAAAGCGUUAAUGAGGCUAUAAAAUCAGAGAAUGCUUUUCUGAUUGAUUAUAAACGUCCUUCAACUCACAUGAACGCCCGUAGAGCUGUACGGAGUUUUGUAUACUGGCUUGCGCCACUUGGCCAAGUCUUUCUUAUCGACUAUGGUCUGAAGCGAACGCAGCCCAUAGAACCUGGGAGAGUGUACCAAAUGUCAUAUUCGAAGGAAACGGCAGGCGGUUUGUUAAGGUUAGUACGACUAGUAUCGCCUGGGAGGAUGGCGUUCUGGGACAGGGAGAUCGCGGUUGGAAGACUACUCGGCGUGUGCGCAACAUCUUUCCGAACAGAUAUCACAGUAGAUGCUGCGCUGUUGCUUGCGAGUAUGUAUAGGAGUAUGACAAAUGGUGUGAAGUUAGAGAACUGA